Messenger RNA from Leguminivora glycinivorella, 780 nucleotides. RefSeq lists its product as uncharacterized. The record is from RefSeq and is a predicted model, not a curated record. Bases 147 to 473 code for a protein of 108 amino acids. Lineage: Eukaryota; Metazoa; Arthropoda; Insecta; Lepidoptera; Tortricidae. The transcript is spliced from 5 exons.
CUGUUUUAUAAUCUUAUUUGGCCAAUUAAUAUGCAUGUAGAUUUUUUGUAAAUAAGGAUUUUUGACGGCAGUUUUAUCUGGGCAUCGGAACGAAGUACAUUGCUUGAUUAGAAUUUAAAUAUUUUCAAUCCAAGUAAAUAAACAAGAUGGCACGGAUCUGGGUUGUUGUAUCUUUAGUGCUUGUGGCGUAUCUUCAAGUGACGUAUGGUAAAUGUGCUCAACACUCGGAAUGUCCAGAAAAAAUGGCGUGCGAGAGCUCUCAGUGCGUGGAUCCGUGUCUCGCACAUCGGAAAUGUGGAACCACAGCGAGUUGCCAUGUCUAUGAGCAUUUGGCCAGUUGCCAUUGUAACCCAGGAACUUUAGGGAAUCCCUACGAGAGUUGCAGCUCCUCGACAUAUGAUGUACUUACUCAAGGGCUAGCAGAGCCCACUGUUCACUCUCCGAAGGCCCCACGUCAGUAUUCUUUAUACUAACUGAAAGCACCGUGUCCAUACUAGAUGCCGUCGUGGAGGAGCCACCGGUGCCUCCAACGUACAAGGCCUAGAUUCUAUUGAGAAAAGAACACGCUGGAAGAAAUGGCAACAAAUGUGUGAAGCUAUUUCAAGACCAAUUCUACGUAUUAGAUAAGUGCGAGGAAUGUCAGCGCGUUAGUAGUCUUACCAUAUGUUUGUGGGCAUUAUUACUACACACAGUCACAUGCCAAUGCUUAAAAAUGUUUAUUACCUAUACCUAUUGUGUAAAUUGUAUUUUAUAUGGUGUGUAUAAAGGUUUUUUAUAUUA